CCGCAGGCGGGGGAGCCGGGUUUCGGAGGAGAAUCGGAAAGCGGAGGGUAGCCGAGGGGGGCGGGUGCUCAGGCAGCCGUCCGCUCCGCCCGAAUCGCGGAGGAGCCGAGCCCGGGCCCGCCGCCCUCCUCCUCCAUGAGGCCCGAGUGAGGCGCAGCGGCGAGAGCCGGCCCGCGGCGCCUCCUCCUGCGUCCUGCCCCGGAGCGCAGCGGCCGCGGCCCCCGGAGGUGGAGGAGGAGGAGGAGCAUGUCGGACGGUUUCGAUCGGGCCCCAGGUGCUGGUCGGGGCCGGAGCCGGGGCCUGGGCCGCGGAGGGGGCGGGCCUGAGGGCGGCGGUUUCCCGAACGGAGCGGGGCCUGCAGAGCGGCCGCGGCAGCAGCAGCCGCCACCGCAGCCCAAAGCCCCGGGCUUCCAGCAGCCGCCGCCGCUGCGCCAGCCCAGGACGGCCCCGCCGCCAGGGGCCCAGUGCGAGGCCCUCGCCGGCUCCCAGCGGCCUCCCCGGCCCGGGGCGCUCCCAGAACAAACGAGGCCCCUGAGAGCGCCACCUACUUCACAGGACAAAAUCCCACAGCAGAACUCGGAGUCAGCAAUGGCGAAGCCCCAGGUGGUUGUAGCUCCUGUACUAAUGUCUAAGCUGUCGGCAAAUGCCCCUGAAUUUUACCCAUCAGGUUAUUCUAAUUAUACAGAAUCCUAUGAAGAUGGUUGUGAGGAUUAUCCCACUCUAUCAGAGUAUGUUCAGGAUUUUUUGAAUCAUCUCACCGAACAGCCUGGCAGUUUCGAAACUGAAAUUGAACAGUUUGCAGAGACCCUGAAUGGUUGGGUUACAACAGAUGAUGCUUUGCAAGAACUUGUGGAACUUAUCUAUCAACAGGCUACGUCUAUCCCAAAUUUCUCUUACAUGGGAGCUCGCCUGUGUAAUUACUUGUCCCAUCAUCUGACGAUUAGCCCACAGAGUGGCAACUUUCGUCAAUUGCUACUUCAAAGGUGUCGGACUGAAUAUGAAGUUAAAGAUCAAGCUGCAAAAGGUGAUGAAGUGACUCGAAAACGAUUUCAUGCGUUUGUACUCUUCCUGGGAGAACUUUACCUUAACCUGGAGAUCAAGGGAACAAAUGGACAGGUUAUGAGAGCAGAUAUUCUUCAGGUUGGUCUUCGCGAGUUGCUCAAUGCCCUCUUUUCUAAUCCUGUGGAUGACAACUUAAUUUGUGCUGUAAAAUUACUGAAGUUGACGGGGUCAGUUUUGGAAGAUGCCUGGAAGGAAAAAGGAAAGACUGAUAUGGAAGAAAUUAUUCAGAGAAUUGAAAAUGUUGUCCUAGAUGCUAACUGCAGCAGAGAUGUAAAGCAGAUGCUCUUGAAGCUUGUAGAACUCCGGUCAAGCAACUGGGGUAGAGUCCACGCAACUUCUACAUACAGAGAAGCAACACCUGAGAAUGAUCCGAACUACUUUAUGAAUGAACCAACAUUUUAUACAUCUGAUGGUGUUCCUUUCACUGCAGCUGAUCCAGAUUACCAAGAGAAAUAUCAAGAAUUACUUGAAAGAGAAGAUUUUUUCCCAGAUUAUGAAGAAAAUGGAACAGAUUUAUCCGGGGCUGGUGAUCCGUAAGUUCUCUUUUGAAAGAUACUUGGAUGAUAUUGAUGAUGAGAUGGACCCAGAGAUAGAAGAAGCUUAUGAAAAGUUUUGUUUGGAAUCAGAGCGUAAGAGAAAGCAAUAAAGUUAAAUUUCAGCGUAUCAGUUUUAUAAAACAGUUUAGGUAUGGUGAUUUAGCAGAACACAGGAAACCAAGAAGAUUUGUCACUCUUAUACCAAAUUAAGGAUGUUGAGUUACGUUACUAAUGUAUGCAACUUUAAUUUUGUUUAACACUAUCUGCCAAAAUAAACUUUAUUCCCUAUAACUUAAAAUGUGUAUAUAUAUAAAAUAGAUUAUUAUGUACAGUUAAUUCUACUGUUUUGGCUGCAAUAAAAUCGAUUUUGAAAUAAAUAAAUGUUGAAAGUAAAUUUUGCUAGCUGAUAAGACACCUUAAAUCCUACUUUUUCUUGAGGGGAAAAAGUCUUAGCCUUGGAAAUACAUACUGCAAAAAUGUAGCAUUUUUUUUAUACAGGUAUUAUAGCUUACUUUAGUUUAGUAUAUCAGUGAAUUGAGUUCCCAGUAUGAACCAGGAUCAUGAAAAUCUUUAGCAUUAAAGUCUUAGAGAAUAUCAUUGACAACUGAUUGACAAUGUAAAUGCUGUUGGAUACCAAGGGCUUUCAAAAUGUCAUUUAAAAAAAAAAUAGAAAAGUUUAGAGAACUCUUAGCUCAACAAUCAAGACUCUUCACUGAAGAUUUAUUUCAGUUCCAGAAUUGUCUUUUUUUUUCCCCCUAAGUUCAUUACCCUAAGGCCUAGAACAUUAUUCUGCUUUAUCUCUGUGGCUUUCUCACUUUCAUUUUGUAGCAUGGGUUGCAUAGACUUUUUUACUAGGGAAUUAUGAGAUUUGUCAUUCAAGUUUUCAUCUGCUUUAUAAUUGAUACACACUGAAGAUCAAUUUUCUAAUACAUUUUACUAUAAUGUGGUACCACCUCAGCCCUAUUUGUUUACCUAAUGUCAAAUCUUUUUCCGACUAACUAAAAUUUAUGUACAAAAGAUUGCUUGUAAAUAUGCAUGUAAAUAGUUCUAUUAAUAACCCACUGUUUUACAUUUGGUACAUCUAUGUCUGUUAAUACAGUUAGCUUUCUCACUUUUCUGCUUGUUUGUUCAGUCUGAAUUAAAAUUAGACUUUGAAAUAAAACUUAAAUAGUUUUGUUUCCUCUAAA
Messenger RNA from Oryctolagus cuniculus (rabbit), 2785 nucleotides. RefSeq names its product poly(A) binding protein interacting protein 1 (gene PAIP1). Gene Ontology annotation, molecular function: protein binding; RNA binding; translation activator activity. NCBI's taxonomy places the organism in Eukaryota, Metazoa, Chordata, Mammalia, Lagomorpha, Leporidae. Gene Ontology annotation, biological process: regulation of translational initiation. The record is from RefSeq and is a predicted model, not a curated record.